AUGGACGACCCAGGCUGGGCUUGGCCUGCCUGGAAAUUCGGCAUGAAGAGGGAUGACCUCUUUACCAACCUUCACGACCAAUACAACACCUUUACCUUUAACCUCCAAGACCCCGAAGCCUUCCAUCAUGACGUUUACGAAAUUUCCCGCGAUGCCGAUACUGUCGACGAGUUUCACCGCUUGAUGGCUGAGCGAAAACAACAACGGAUCUACGAGUUGCACGAAUCUCUUGAAUCUCUUGCCGUUGAGAUUAUCGCCAACCCCAAGUUAAUGGACUCGGAGCAUUGGCAGUAUGCUCUUCAACUUUUCCGCACUAAAUCUUUUGAUUCGAUCGUCCGUUAUUUUUCAAGCUACCUACCCGCCAACUAUAUCGAUCGUCAUGAUCGAGAACGUGAUCACGACGCUAUUUCUAUUGCUUCAUCCUCCUUCUCCGAGACCAACAGCGUCAAGACCGAUAGCACCACGGCCAGCAGUGUCGAUGAUGCCAACUUCUUUGACGAUGAGCUUGUCAUGACCAAGACCCCCUUGUCGGUUCAUACCGAUAUUGAUAUUAGAUCAGGGUCCAUCGUGCAGGCGCCUCCCUCGCCGCCCCACUCUGAGAUUGCUCACUCAGAUGAGUCUUCGGCUUCUUCCCCAGCCAGUCUGGAGUCGCACCGAUACGCCUCUAACCCCCCAUCUCGUUCCAUGUCGUUUUCAGGGUCCGAGUCCGGGCCUUUCCGUCCCGACUUACCUCGAUCACUCGUUCACGACGACGAUGAGACCUCACAGUCUGACGAUAAUGAUAAUGCUAUCAUUUCGGACGAGGAUUGUGUAGAGAGCCAGUCGUCACUGGACACCAUGGACGAAGGGGAGCAACCUCACGAGUAUGGAUGUGAGGACGAUCUGGAGGAGGAGGACGAAUUUCCUACUGCUCAAUUUCCUGAAGAUGCUAGCGACGCUUUCGAUUUCUGUAACGAUACCCCAGAGUCCGAUGACACACCAACUCCUCGACAGGAGACUAUCGCGUCCUGCUAUAUUGAGUACAAGUCCAUUGCGGCAUGGAGAAUCCCGUCUCCUCGUCGUUCACCUUCCCCCUCGCCAAAAAGCCACAACACCUACCGCCGAGACGGCUUUGUCCAGAAGGACAUACGCCGGAGUCCUGAAGAAUCUUUGAGUAAGAUUCAGAAACCUAUGCACGACAGUCAAAGGAAGCGACCGGUAAUUAGGAGAAAGCUGGAAUAG
This is a messenger RNA of Fusarium coffeatum, 1221 nucleotides long. RefSeq lists its product as uncharacterized. NCBI's taxonomy places the organism in Eukaryota, Fungi, Ascomycota, Sordariomycetes, Hypocreales, Nectriaceae. Bases 1 to 1221 code for a protein of 406 amino acids. The record is from RefSeq and is a predicted model, not a curated record. The transcript has a single exon.